Messenger RNA from Nilaparvata lugens (brown planthopper), 1518 nucleotides. RefSeq names its product 39S ribosomal protein L2, mitochondrial (gene mRpL2). Gene Ontology annotation, biological process: cytoplasmic translation. The coding region runs from base 496 to 1413 and encodes 305 amino acids. The record is from RefSeq and is a predicted model, not a curated record. Gene Ontology annotation, cellular component: ribosome. Gene Ontology annotation, molecular function: structural constituent of ribosome; RNA binding. The transcript is spliced from 4 exons. Lineage: Eukaryota; Metazoa; Arthropoda; Insecta; Hemiptera; Delphacidae.
ACUGCAUUUUCUGCAAAAGUACAAAACUACAUAAUGCAAAAUGCAACACCACAGCUGAUCAAGGACAAGGAACCUUGGAAUAGGAUGAAAUAUCUUGUAAGAUAAGAUUAUUUCGAUUUUAUAAUAAAAAAUUUACUUUUACUCCAAUAAAAACUAAAAUGUCACUUUUUCAAAGUAUUUUUUCAGAAAAAUAUAAUUGGAUCCAUUUUGCUAUAGUUCCUGAACCAGGAUGAAAUGAAGGAGGCAUUAAACAGAUUGAGCUGCAGAUUUUUUUAUAACCUCAAACUUUUCUCGUCUGCUUAUCUACUUCUCAUUAUCCUUUAAAAUUGUUAACUAUUUUAUCAAAGUAGAUUUGCUUGUGCAAAAUCAUUUUUUUUUCAUAAUAUUAUGUAAAGAUUACGAAGUUAUAAAUUUGCAAACACAUAUUUGUGUUUGUCUUUGAUACGGUAUUCGGUAAAUGAUUAGAUUUUUAAAGGGGACUAUUUUGUAAACAUAAUGGCAUUAGCUUGUAUUUCCAAAAGGCUAUCAUCAAAUUUAGUUGUCAAUGGAGUUUUAAAGUCUACAGGAUGUCAACUGACAUUGGUGAACUCCAACUACAGUUAUGUUCGUGAACGUCCUAAACCAGACGGACAGUACAGAAGAAAGGUUCACUAUCCAGAAAAGUACACUGUGAGACCUCUGGAUGUUACCAGACUUGCUGGUCGUGACCCAGAAACAGGCUACGUGGUAGUGAAAGGUCUUGGAGGUGGUUUGAAGUAUAAGUUCCACUGGAUCGAUUCUAAAAGAGUCGGCCCUAAGGAUGACAGUCCUCCUUUAAUCGAGAAGGUGAUGCUGAUACAAGACGUCUUUGAACGGACUGCUAAAAUAGCGCUCGUUGCCAGCGGCGAUAGAAUGAAGUGGAUCAUUGCCACAGAGAAUAUGCAGCCUGGAGAUCUCAUCAAGACUUCCAUGUUCAUCCCGAAAAAUCCUAUAAUGGCGAAUGAAGGUGAUGCCUAUCCACUCGGUGCUCUUCCAAUUGGGACAGUGGUGAGCAACAUCGAGAGGUACCCUGGCCUAGGAGGUUUUUAUUGCCACUCGGCUGGCACCGCAGCCGUCAUCAAGCGAACCAUUGGCAAAAGAGUAGUUAUCAAGCUACCAUCUAAGGCCGAAGUUGCGUUGCCUAGAGAAAAUAUGGCUACGAUUGGGAGAGUAUCGAACAUAGAACAUGGAAAAACGCCACUGGGAACGCCCCAGGCAAAUCGAGAACUCGGAAUAAGGCCGUGUUCUGGAUUAUUUCAGAAGAAAGAUGGCCGUUUCGGUAGAAAAAUCAAACCACCAAAACCAGCCAAAAUAAUCUCAAUGGAGAAAGUACCGCGACUUGAAACUCUCAGCUUGACAAUGUAUUUUGAUAAAAGGAAACCUUGGCAUGUCUAGAGCUGUAAGAUAUUACUGUUAUUCGUUUUUCAAAUAAAUUCAUUUUAUGAAUUCAUCUGUAUGCAAUUACAAUAUUAUAAUGAUUAUUACUUUCACCCAAACAAC